Molecule: messenger RNA, 2199 nt
Organism: Spodoptera litura
Lineage: Eukaryota; Metazoa; Arthropoda; Insecta; Lepidoptera; Noctuidae
Gene: Incenp
Product: Inner centromere protein
Source: RefSeq, a predicted model, not a curated record
AUUUCAAACCGUUUUCGAUCGUGUAGUGUUUUAUGGCGUUUGUCAAAUUGACGAAACUUUUGAAAAAGUGUAGUUUCUACCACAGUUAUGUCUAUUUUUAAUGAGUUAUUGCCGAAAAUCAAUGAAAUAUCAAAUGCUUUUACUAAAAACUUCAACGAUGACCUCAAGGCCGUGUUCGAUUGUUUUGAUAAGUUUGAGGAAGAGUUUCAAAAUGGACGAGGAAAGGCGCGGGAGAAAGCUACAAAGGAUAAAAACCCUAUGACAACCCUUCAGAGUAUCCACGAGGAUGAAGAUGAAACAUCAAAAUCAUCGGAAACAGAUAACAGUAAACGUAGAUCCAGCAACAAAUCGACGACGGACCUCACAACUGGUCGCAGUUCCACAGAAAGUAACUCGGACAGACCACGACGAGCUUCCAAGAAACGCAGCAAACAUGAAGUGGAUGACAUGUCCAGUCCGGAACAGGAUAAACGACAGAAGAGAAAUGCUUCAGUUAAAGCACAGAGUAUUAUUAGCAAACAGGUGAAUGUGAACCUAUCCCAGAAGCUCCGUCGUGAGGACACAGAGAAGGCGUCGCGCGGGCGCCGACGCAAGGACGAUGAUAAAGAAAACCAUGAACCUCCACUUAACAUACAAAUAAAACAAGAGAAGGUCUCCCUGCCACCGGAGCCAAUGGACACAGACGCUUUGCCAGUCGAUAUUCCAAUCAAACAGGAACCGAAUAAGGAUGAAAUUGCCAUGCCGCCGCCAGUCGCACCCGUGCCCAAACCACGUAAAGCGGUACCAAAAGAUAAACCGGAGGAGAGCAGUGAGGAGGAGGGUUCAGGGAAACGAAGAACUACACGGACCAGGAAACAGAAUGAUAAUGUGGCGCCACCUGUGGCGUCAGCGCGGUCCACUCGCGCCAGUUCCCGGUCGGCGCGUCCCACAGAGACCGAGGACCCCGCGCCUCCACCCACUGAGACACGACCCAAACGUACCAGGGCUAAAAAGAAAGUAUCAGAAGUCGCUCCAGAACCAGAGAAGGCUACAGAAUCACAAGAAAGUGUUCCUGCAUCUCCUGCUGAAAAACCGCGGCCGAAGAGAACUAGGCGAGCACCGAAAGCAGCUGAAAAACCAGACGAGAAACAACAAAACAUUACUCCGCCGCCCUUACCGACCCCAGAAAUGAACAUAACACCAAAGGAAGAAAGGAUAUCACAGCCACAACCGACAUCGCCAAUUUUACAGAAAGAAGCGUCUAAGAAUAAAAGCAAAAAGGAGCCUAUUGUCGAGCUAACAAGGUUGAAUUUAGAUGAAAUCGACGCUCUGGAUAAGACUAGAGUGAUUGAUAAAGUCGGCGAUAUGGACCAAACUGUGGUUAUACCUAACGGAGUUUAUAAUCACGCGCCUGUUACGCCCAAGAAUGUUCGCAAUUUGAAUGAGACAGUAGUACUGGAGACUGCGAAUAGAGAAACAAUGGUCCUAGACAAACAGAAUCAUGUUAUGGAUGCCACAGUCGUCAUCGAUAAAGAUCCAAAACAAACGAACAUAACAGACGACAACUCCCUGCUAACAGACGACAGUGACGCGACAGACAUGCACACUCCACCUAAACACCCACCUCCACAAAUGCAACCUACGUCUGCAGUAAAAGAGAAGGUCCAACAGUUUGAAGAGUUAGCUUCGAGAGUGACCAGAACUAAAACGAGAGCUAUGGCUAAGAAGGAGGAGCAGCCAGAGGAGACCCACACGCCUCCCGACAAGAUAGUGAAACCUGUACUCUCUGCGGAGACACUCAACAAGAUGAACAAUAUGAUCUUCAAUGGGAAACCGCCACAGAUAUCAAGCUCAGCGACAAAGCCGCGAGCGAACAUAGUGACAUCAACGAAGUCUUUGAUUCCCGCGUCCACUUCCAAACUGAGCGGGAUCAACCGAGCGAGGGAGGCGGAGGAACUCAAGAAGGAGAGGGAGGACGCUAGAAAGAAGAAGGAAGCUAUGCUAGAGGCUAAGAGGGAACAACAAAAGAGAAAGCGCGAGGAGAAGAUGGCGGCGGCGGCGGCGGCCCGCGAGGCGGCCGACAGAGAGCGCCGCGCCGCGCUGCAGCACGCCGCCAGGGAGCGCCUCGAGAAACAGGCGCACGCCGACCAGGGGAAACUGGACCGGCUCCGGGAGGCAGAGCGGGUCGGUACUCCACUACUACCUACUGCGGAGAAAUAG